GGCCAGGACCGCGCACUAGGGGCCAUGGAGUUCACGGCGUCGCCCAAGCCCCAGCUUUCCUCCAGGGCCAACGCCUUCUCCAUCGCCGCGCUGAUGUCGAGCGGCGGCUCCAAAGAGAAGGAAGCUACGGAGAACACUAUCAAACCACUGGAACAAUUUGUCGAGAAGUCGUCCUGCGCUCAGCCCCUGGGCGAGCUGACCAGCCUAGACGCUCACGGGGAGUUUGGUGGCAGCGUCGCGGGCAACAGCAGCCCAUCUUCCUCCUCUCUGUGCACUGAGCCGCUGAUCCCCACCACCCCCAUCAUCCCCAGCGAGGAAAUGGCCAAAAUUGCCUGCAGCCUGGAGACCAAGGAGCUCUGGGACAAAUUCCACGAGCUGGGCACGGAGAUGAUCAUCACCAAGUCUGGCAGGAGGAUGUUUCCUACCAUUCGUGUGUCCUUUUCCGGCGUGGAUUCUGAGGCCAAGUACAUAGUCCUGAUGGACAUCGUCCCUGUGGACAACAAGAGGUACCGCUAUGCCUACCACCGGUCCUCCUGGCUGGUGGCUGGCAAGGCAGACCCUCCGCUGCCAGCCAGGCUGUAUGUACAUCCAGACUCUCCUUUUACUGGUGAGCAGCUACUUAAACAGAUGGUGUCUUUUGAAAAGGUGAAACUCACCAACAAUGAACUGGAUCAACAUGGCCAUAUAAUUUUGAACUCAAUGCAUAAGUACCAGCCACGGGUGCACAUCAUUAAGAAGAAAGACCACACAGCCUCAUUACUUAAUCUGAAGUCUGAAGAAUUCAGAACAUUCAUCUUUCCAGAAACAGUUUUUACGGCGGUCACUGCCUACCAGAAUCAACUGAUAACCAAGCUGAAAAUAGAUAGUAAUCCUUUUGCCAAAGGAUUCCGGGACUCCUCCAGGCUCACUGACAUUGAGAGGGAAAGUGUGGAGAGCCUGAUUCAAAAGCAUUCCUAUGCCCGCUCACCCAUCCGUACCUAUGGAGGAGAAGAGGAUGUGCUGGGGGAUGAGGUUCAGACAACACAAAAUCGAGGAUCAGCCUUUACAACAUCUGAUAAUUUGUCUCUCAGUUCCUGGGUAUCAUCUUCAUCCAGUUUUCCUGGAUUUCAGCACCCACAGUCCCUGACUGCUCUUGGCACCAGCACAGCAUCCAUAGCGACACCCAUUCCUCACCCUAUACAGGGCUCUCUGCCACCAUAUAGCCGACUUGGGAUGCCUCUAACCCCAUCGGCCAUUGCCAGCUCCAUGCAAGGGAGUGGCCCAACAUUCCCCUCAUUCCACAUGCCCCGGUAUCAUCACUACUUUCAGCAGGGGCCCUAUGCUGCUAUCCAAGGACUGCGCCAUUCCUCUGCUGUGAUGACGCCAUUUGUAUGA
Globicephala melas (long-finned pilot whale) is the source of this 1374-nucleotide messenger RNA. It is a transcript of the gene TBX20, whose product is annotated as T-box transcription factor 20. Gene Ontology annotation, biological process: vasculogenesis; cell fate specification; positive regulation of DNA-templated transcription. Gene Ontology annotation, molecular function: DNA-binding transcription factor activity, RNA polymerase II-specific; RNA polymerase II cis-regulatory region sequence-specific DNA binding. NCBI's taxonomy places the organism in Eukaryota, Metazoa, Chordata, Mammalia, Artiodactyla, Delphinidae. The record is from RefSeq and is a predicted model, not a curated record. Gene Ontology annotation, cellular component: nucleus.